AAGAGCUGUUGUUUUGGAACACAAUGUUUCCAAAAAGAUUGUAUGGGUUGUUUAAACUUGUGGGCAUGUUUGUGUGAGUUUUACGCUGAUUUUGCCUGGUGUCGGUCGGUCUGUACCGAGCCGGCCCGUGUUUUGUAUCUCGCCGAGAGCACACGUCUCCAGAAUCCUAAUACGCGGGGUGUAAAUGUUUAUCAAGCCCGCAACGCUGCUGGAGAGAGUCUCCGAAGCACCGACCGCGACGGCAGGUAAGCGCCAAAACACCUUCCCUUGACAAUAGGAUGCAAAUGAACGCGUUUCGGCUGGUUUAAAUGGCAUUUUGUUGUCGGAUUAUGGAAGUGUUUCUUGUUCAAGUCCUGUUGCAGAGGGGUUUUCCCCGGCUCCGCCCUCUUCAUGUGUCUCUUAAAGGCAGUAAUGCGCCAUUCAUCCAGUGCGCACCUAGAUUUGGCAUUGAACUGUGGCAUAUGUGCAGAGGGUGUCUUUCCUGUGCGGAAUAGGAGAUUGUCUUUCCUCCCUGUGACCGGUCUGCAUUCCAUCCAGCAUCUUUCCGUACCAUGUGUCACUGAGCCAGUGGCAAAACCCUGAAAAUGCCACGUACAAAGCAAAACAACCCUAAAAACCUGAAAGAUAAAAUAGAGGAGGCACAGAAGGAGCUCAAAGACCCCAAAGUUGCGCACAAAGACAUAAAUCAAAGUACUGGCAGAAACUCUGAAAGCAUCAAAGGACUGAAGAGGAAAAAAGUUGUGGCACAAAACCAGCUAAAGAAAAUACCCAAAUCUCCCGUCAAAAAGCAAUCACAGACCAAGAAAUCAGUUUCUCCAAGCAUAUCUUCUUCAUCCAAGGAAGCCACACCCCCCUCCUCUUCUUUUUCAAGCAGUCCAUCGCAUGGAUUGCCUGAACCUCAAGAUACUGAAGAUGCACCACAUGAUGCAUCUGGAUCUAGAGCAGUAAAAGUGGAGCACAAGGAGUUAUUAACCUUAGAGCCACAGGCUCUCAGCCACAAAAGUGCUGCAGAGGUACCUUCUGCCGCAAGGCCUGUGCAGGCAGAAAUCUGGUGUGGCAACGGCAGCAACAAAAACGCAUCUCCGUCUCACACAAGUGCUCCCCUUGAGGUACUGCUUAAGGCUAUGGAGCCAGAUUUCAAUACACUGACAGAAAGGAAGAACAGCAGUCCAAUAAGGCAUCUUGGAAAAUCAGUUUCCAUUCCUGUCACUUAUUCAGACUAUGCUAUGACUAUGCCUGCUGUAAAUUUCAAUAUCCAGUCACAACCCUCAUUUGUGCCACCAUUCAACACAGCCAAACAGUUCUACAGUAGUGUGGCAUCUACAGGGCAACACACAACACAGCAGUAUGUGAACAUGUCAGGAAAUCGUCAGCAGGACAAACCAGGAUUCCAGAAAAGUCCUUCACUUACCUUGACACACGCACCUGUUCCAUCUGGAUCAGGCGGCUUCCCUCAGAGCCAGCCCCCCGUUGUUCAAACAUGCCAGUCUUUGUCAGCCACAGUACCAAACUCAAUUCAAGUCCCUGUCACACCAGGUUUCAACCCUGUUCAGAUGACAGCUGUGGUCAACUUCGGUGCAAGCCAAGUAUCUGAUAUCUCUGCAAAAGAUCAAAAACCAAAAAAGCAAGGAAAAUAUGUCUGUGAAUACUGUAAAAGAGCUUGUGCCAAGCCAAGUGUGCUUCUAAAACACAUACGGUCCCACACAGGAGAGAGACCUUACCCAUGUGUGACAUGUGGUUUUUCAUUUAAGACAAAGAGCAACUUAUACAAGCAUAAGAAGUCUCAUGCGCAUGCUAUCAAACUGGGUCUGGUAAAAGACUCCGGAAGUGGAUCCCUAUCUCAAGAGUCGGACAAAGGCCUGGCCACACAUUCUGAUGUGGAGGAAAGCGGGGACAGUGAUGAGGAAGGUAGUGCAGCGGACUUAGACCCGGAUUCUUCACAAAGCAGCCUGACGGCAUUGUCUGAGAGCAGUCUGCAGAGUGCAGGUAUGGUACCAGGAAGCCAAGGAGAAUCAGAGCCUUCGCUGGUGUUUGAAACUCUGAAACCACUGGUUGCUCAGAAAGGAUGUGAGCCAAAGGUCACUGCUGCUCUCCCUAAAGUGGUUGUCCACCCUGUAAAUGUUUCGCCUUUGCGUGCAGACAGCCCAAGAGUUACAGAUUUGGCACCUGAACAUGCCACAGCCCAGAGGCAAAGGGAUUUCCAGACAGCAAACAUACGGUCCAAUGUAAUGGUUCUGUCCUCACUGAAAGAAGUGGAUUGCACAAGUCCUCUACAAGAUUCAGUUAGUGAAGAUGAAGAUCAGCAUUGUAAAUCACCACUAGGAGGCAGCCAUGCCCAGCUACAAAGGCAACAAGCAACUGAUUACUCUCAACAGUCACAAGGCAAGUGUCUGCUAAGUCCUCGGAGUCUUGGAAGCACGGACUCUGGCUACUUUUCACGUUCUGAGAGUGCAGAUCAAGCUAUGAGUCCCCCAAGUCCUUUUGUUAAGAUAACUCCACCAGCAGAAAAUGACAUUACAAAAGCCCUACAAGUUCCCCCUUCCUCAGUUGUGGCAACUGUCAUGCAUGUAGCACCUGUCGAAAGGCCUCGAGUUUCUUCAGGACAAAUGCGUCCUCCAUUAGAAACCAAAGCUCUAUCUCUUGAGGAGCGUAUCUCAAAGCUGAUCUCAGACAAUGAGGCUGUUGUGGAUGACAAACAACUAGACAGUGUCAAACCCAGACGGACUUCCCUUUCCCGAAGGGGUAGCAUUGACUCCCCUAAAUCCUACAUAUUUAAAGACUCUUUUCAAUUUGAUUUAAAACCACCAGUAAGAAGAUCUAGUUCCAACUCAGACAUACCGAAAUCUCCAUUCACUCCGACAGACAAAUCCAAGCCAGUAUUCCUUCUUUCUGUACCACCUCAGUAUCCAGCUAUGGACUGUUUACCAAUUACAAGAAGCAAUUCGAUGCCUACAACACCUGGUCAGUCAGCUCUCUUCCCCAAUGUAACACCUCAGCCUCACCCACUUAGGAUCUGUCAUUCAUUUGAUGACAAGAUUAGUUCACUAAAUGAUGAUGUGUUCUCUUCAGCUCCCUCUACUCCCAAUCCUGCUGUACAUCCUCGUACACUAGUGAGACAGGUAGCAGUUGAGGAUUUGUCCACAAAUGAUGGUCACGUUCUUAUCUCUGUUCAUUCCAUGGAUGAGAGCCAUCAUGGACCAAGUAUUACACAUGAACUACGAAGUAAGUCUUUUGAGCAUGCAACAGAAAGAAACCGAAAACCCCAGCAAAACAAAGGGACAAUGUACGAAUGUGAGACUUGUCGCAACCGUUACAGAAAACUGGAAAAUUUUGAAAAUCACAAGAAGUUUUAUUGUUCUGAACUGCAUGGUCCAAAAAACAAGCCUAUGCAUGCCAGAGACAUUGAGACAGAAGUUUUCAGACGUGGAAUUCAGCAGCCCCUUUUAAACAGAAAUGCUGUAAUUACCGAUAUUUAA
This is a messenger RNA of Sinocyclocheilus grahami, 3476 nucleotides long. Its product is annotated as zinc finger protein 40-like. Bases 585 to 3476 code for a protein of 963 amino acids. Gene Ontology annotation, biological process: regulation of transcription by RNA polymerase II. Gene Ontology annotation, molecular function: DNA-binding transcription factor activity, RNA polymerase II-specific; RNA polymerase II cis-regulatory region sequence-specific DNA binding. The record is from RefSeq and is a predicted model, not a curated record. The transcript is spliced from 4 exons. Gene Ontology annotation, cellular component: nucleus. NCBI's taxonomy places the organism in Eukaryota, Metazoa, Chordata, Actinopteri, Cypriniformes, Cyprinidae.